This is a messenger RNA of Dovyalis caffra, 471 nucleotides long. The record is from the annotation of a GenBank genome assembly. NCBI's taxonomy places the organism in Eukaryota, Viridiplantae, Streptophyta, Magnoliopsida, Malpighiales, Salicaceae.
AUGUUAGCUAUGAAGCACUUUAUGCUACCCAGAAACCCGAUAUUGAGAGAAGCAGCACCAGCAGCACACAAUGAGCAGUCCCCAAACCCUAGCUCUCACAAGACGAAACCCUCGCCAUCGCCAUCGCGAAGGACCAAAUCGUCCAAAGAGAACGCUCCGCCUCCAGAUCCAAACUCUAUUACUUCCGAUCUAAAGCCUUCGCCGUGUACUGCCUCCGCUAAGUUGAAGAGUCCCUUGCCUCCGCGGCCUCCGUCUUCAAAUCCUCUCAAGCGCAAGCUCAGUAUUGAGACCUCGCCGGAGAAUUCGCUCUCCGAUUAUGGCGUCAAGGUAGUAGUGCGAAUGCGGCCGUUGAAAAAGGACGAGGAGGAAGGGGAGACAAUAGUUCAGAAAAUAUCUGAUAAUUCUUUGUCAAUCAAUGGACAGACCUUUUCUUUUGACUCAGUAGCGGACACAGGGGCCACUCAGGCAUGA